Plasmodium vinckei vinckei is the source of this 6300-nucleotide messenger RNA. Its product is annotated as copper-transporting ATPase, putative. The coding region runs from base 1 to 6300 and encodes 2099 amino acids. The record is from RefSeq and is a predicted model, not a curated record. Gene Ontology annotation, cellular component: membrane. Gene Ontology annotation, biological process: copper ion homeostasis. The transcript is spliced from 3 exons. Gene Ontology annotation, molecular function: ATP hydrolysis activity; ATP binding; P-type divalent copper transporter activity. NCBI's taxonomy places the organism in Eukaryota, Apicomplexa, Aconoidasida, Haemosporida, Plasmodiidae.
AUGAUGGGGAAAAAGGAAAUAAUACUUAACAAUGUUAAUAAAAAUGUGAAGAAGCAAAUAGGUGUACUUAAAAUAGAUGGUGUUGAGAGUAUUAACUUUACAAAUAAAUCUGCAUCGAUUAUUUACAAUAGUAAUAUAAUUAAUGCAUUAGAAAUAGUUGACACUAUAAAUAGCAUAGGUAUUAAUGGAUAUUUUAUAGAAGAUGAGGAUGUAGAAGGGAAUGGGGGUAAUAGUAAUGAUAUUAUUCAGUUUACUUUUUAUGUAAAUGGUAAUUAUAAUAAUAAUGAAAAUGUGUGUGAUAGUCAAGUUAAUAUAAGCCCAUGUGCCGAAGAUAUGACUUCGAAAGCAUGUGGAGAUAAUUAUGUUGAGUUAGGAGUAUUUGAAGAGAACGACAAACCUAAAAAUAAAAGUUGUUGUGCAAUGAAAAAUAAAGCUAAUAAAUCGAAUGUAAAUGAUGAUAAAGAGUUUGAUCGAAAUGGAAUAGAGAAAACUGAAUUAAAUUUGAACAAAUGUACUAAUAAUAAUGAACCUAAUGAAGAUAGUAAUAAUAAUUAUAUAGAUCAAGGCUCUAUAUAUAAAUAUAAAGACAGUCUUGAAACAAAUAGUGAGGUUAUUAAUAUAUGUAAAAAUAAAUACAACGAAAAUGAUAUAAAUGAUAAGGAAGAGAAUAAUGGGAAAAAAGGAAAAAAAACAUAUGGUGUAUUUAAUAUAUUUCGAAAUAUAACAAAAAAUAAAAAAAUAAAAAGUAAUGAUAGUAUAAAACCUGAAAACAAAAAAUUAUUAGAUGAUACUGAAAAUAUAUAUAAUGAAGAUAGAGUAAAUCCCAAAGGAAUGAAUAAUAAUAAAGCUUUUAAUGAAUAUGAAAAUUAUAUAAAUAAUAAUGAGAAUAUAUAUAUAUGUGAAUUAAGAAUAUAUAAUAUGACAUGUGAUAGUUGUGGAAAUAAAAUAAUAAAUUUUUUAAAAAAAAAGAAUUUAAUUAUAGAUGGUAAUAGUUUUGCUACUGAUGAUAAAAUAAAGUUAAAAAUAAACAUUCCUGAAAAUAUGAGUAGUUAUAAUAAUGGCAUAUCUGAUGGAAUUAAAAACAAUAGUAAUAAUGUAAAAUUUUAUGUGAACAAAAUAAUGUCUGAAAUUAAAGAUAGUGGAUUUAACAAUGAUUUGAUAGAUUUAUAUAAGUAUGAUAAUGUAAAUGACAAUAAUUUAUUUGAUAUAACAUUAUAUAUAUAUAGAGAUGAUUUAAUAAAAGCUUAUAAUUUGUUAGUCCAAAUAAAAGGAGUAAAAAAAGUAGAAUAUGAUAUACAGCAUGAAUACAUUUAUAUUUUGUAUGAUCCUGAUGUUAUAGGAAUUAGAUGUAUGUUAGAAUUACUAAAAAAAAAAAAUAAUAUUGAUGCAUAUUAUGAUGAAGACAAAGAAAAAUAUUUUAGAAGUACAAAAAAUAAUGAAACACAAGCAUCUAGAAAAAUAAUUGAAUUAUUAUGUUGUUUUGUCAUAAGUAUUAUUAUUAUUAUACUUAAUAGUUAUCAAAUGGGUAUGGGAAAUAUGGACACUUUUUAUGCAUAUGGAAAUUAUAAGCAUUAUUUUAAUACAUUCAAAUUUGUUCAUAAUUUAAACAACAAACAUAAAGCAUUUAAUAAUAAUUUCUUUGAACACGAUAAUAUUAGUUUGUCUCAAAACAUACCUUUUGAUGUUUCACAUAAAAUGGACAAUAAUUCUAAUGAAAAUGUAGAAUUUCGAAAGAAAAAAAAACACAAAAAUGACAAAGGAAAAAUUAAGAAAAAUCAACAAGAAAUAGCUUCGAAUGCAGACCUUAAAAAAAAUAGUGACAAAAAUAAUUUAAAUGGAAAAAAAGACAGUUGCAGUCAUACUAAAGAUUUUGAAGAUUCUAUAAAUGAAGAGGAAAAGUCUUUAGAUCCUACGGCGGGUAAACACACUCAGGAUGGUUUAUCAGAGGAGACCGUUAAAAAGAAAACAUCGAAAGGUGUAAAUAAGGAUAAUAGAAAAAAACAUAUAAAGAAAAGAAAUGAUGAUAAAAACAAAGAUAGUGAAAAUGGUGAUAGUUUAAAAACCGAGGACCACGAUGAUAAAAAUAAGGAUAGUGAAAAUGGUGAUAGUUUAAAAAAAGAGGAACAAGAUGAUAAAAAGAAAGAUAGUGAGAAUGUUGAUAGUUUAAAAAAAGAGGAACAAGAUGAUAAAAAGAAAGAUAGUGAGAAUGUUGAUAGUUUAAAAAAAGAGGAACAAGAUAAUAAAAAGAAAGAUAGUGAGAAUGCUGACAGUUUAAAAACUGAGGAACAGGAUGAUAAAAACAAAGAUAGUGAACAUAUUGAUAGUUUAAAAAAAGAGGAACAAGAUGAUAAAAAGAAAGAUAGUGAGAAUGUUGAUAGUUUAAAAAAAGAGGAACAAGAUGAUAAAAAGAAAGAUAGUGAGAAUGCUGACAACUUAAAAACCGAGGAACAGGAUGAUAAAAACAAAGAUAAUGAAAAUGGUGAUAAUUUAAAAAAAGAGGAACAAGAUGAUCAAAAUAAGGAUAGUGAAAAUGGUGAUAGUUUAAAAAAAGAGGAACAAGAUGAUAAAAAUAAGGAUAGUGAAAAUGAUGAAAGUUUAAAAGAAGAGGAAGAGGACGAGGGGGCAAAUUUUUUGUUUGAUUUUACAAUAGAUAAUAAAUCGACAAAAAAUUCUGAGCAUAAUAAAAAUUUAAAGAAACCUGCAAAUUCAAAAAAAGUACCAAAUUUCUAUACCCGUUUUAUGAAAAAAACAGGACCAAAAAAUGUGAACAAAGUAGAAUUGGUUAGAAGUGAUAAAAAUGAAAAUAAUUCUAAUGAAGAAAAUAAUGUAAAUAAAUGCGAAGAACAAAAAAUAUAUAGCAAUGAUAAAAAAAAUUGCGAACAAAUUGAAAAAGAGGAGAAACCUCGAAUAAGGAAAAAUAAACCACGUUCAGAAAAAACAUCGUCGUAUGCACUUUUAAAUAAAUUGUUACACAAAUUUAUUGAUGAUAAAAAUUCUACGGGGAUUUUAGACAAAAAAAUAUUUAAUGUCCUAUCAUUAAGAUUAUUAUUAAUAUAUAUAUUAUCUUCAAUUAUAUAUUUAUUUUUUGGUUAUAAUUUCAUUAUUAGUGGAUAUAAGAAUUUAAAGAAUAAUAUAAUAAAUAUGAACGUCUUAAUUUUUAUUAGUUCAUCAUUUUCUUAUUUUUAUUCGCUAUUUCUUUUAAUAUCAUGUAUAAUAUUUUCAAUAGACAUAGAUGGUAUUCCCUUAUAUUUCGACACAGCUGCAUUAUUAAUAUGUAUAUUAAAAUUAGGAUUUGAAAUCGAACAUUUUUUGGUUCAGUUUUCGAAAAAAAAAAUGGAAGAUCUAUAUGAAAAAACAACAAAGCAUGUUAAUAUUUUAGAAGAAAGAGAUAAAACCCAAGAAGAUAAUAGUAAUUCAAAUAAAAAAGAAAAAACAAAUAACUCAAAUAAAUUGAUAAAGAAAGAAAGUUCUACAUGUUUUGGAGAUGACAAAAAUGGGGGAAUUGGGAAAAGUUGUAGUAAUGAUUUAUCCAAUUGUGAUAAAAAUAAACCUUCCAAAAGUUUUACACUUAAAAGAUAUUUAUCAAGCAAUACAAUUGAUAAUGGGAAACCUACUGACUUAAGUAAAGAUAUUGAUAAAAUAUGUUUAGAAGGAAAAAAAAUAAAUUUAAAUGAUUAUGUAAUUAAUAGCUAUCCUGUAAAAUUUAUUCAAAAAUAUGACUUAUUAGUUUUUUAUCAAGGUGAAACAAUAUUAGUAGAUGGAAUAAAAAUGAAUGAUGAUGUUACAGUUAUUAAUGAAAGUAUGAUAAGUGGUGAAUCAAAUGGAAUAAAUAAAUAUAAAGGGGAUAAAAUAUAUGCUGGAUCUAAAUGUGCUGAAGGUAUAUGUAUACUAUAUAUUUCUGAUGUAACAAAAAGGAACUAUAUUGAAUAUGUUAAGAAAAUUUUAGAUGAAGUUAAUUCUAAAAAAACAGAUCUCCAAUUAUAUGCCGAUAAGAUUGCUAGUAUCUUUAUUCCAUUUAUUAUAAUAUUAUGUAUUGUAAUAUUUUUAAUUUGGUUUUAUUUAACAUAUUUUGGUUUUGUAAAUAUUAGAAACGAGAAUUAUUUUAAAUUAAAUAGAUUUUUAUCUUGUAUAUUUUUUUCGAUUCACUUUUCAUUAUCAGUUUUAUGUGUCGCAUGCCCAUGUGCAGUAGGUUUAGCUAGCCCAUUGUCAAUAGCUAUCAGCUCAUAUAUAUGCAGUAAUAUUGGAAUUAUUAUAAAAAAUAUUAAUAUUUUUGAAAUUCUUCUUAAUUGUAAUCAUUUUAUAUUUGAUAAAACAGGGACAUUGACAGUUGGAAAACCUGUUGUUAAUAAAAUUUUUAUUUCAAAUAAUUUCGAAACAUUUGUUGAUCAGUUAUUGAAGGAUAGACCUGGAAACAAUUUAGAAAUCGAUUGGGAAUAUGCAAAAAAUAUUAAAAAUAUGGAUUCUAUGUCAAAUAAUGAAGGAGUAUUAGGGAAUAAUAGUAAUUAUAGAGAUGGUGGAAUUGGUUUCUUUAAAGGAUUGGGUGGUUCCAAACAUAUUUCCGAUGCUUAUAACAAGAUAGAAGAUUAUGGAAAAGUGUCAAAUUGUCAAAAUGGUGAAUAUAUGGAGGUAUAUGAUAUGCAUGAUAAUGAUCCUUCGAAUCUUCUAAAACAAUGUAAAGGGAAAAAUUCGAUUAUAAAUUCAUCACAAGGGAAAUAUAUGAAAGAUGGUAAAAAAUGUUUGAAUUAUUUAGAAAGCUUUAAUUGUGGCGGUAAAGAUGUAAAAUUUUAUUGCUUUUCAACUGAAAAUGAUAAUGAAUACAAAAUGAGAAAAGCAAUGAGAUUAAAACAAAAUAGACAACGAGAAGGUGGUAAAAAAAAUAGAGAUGAAAAUGAUAUGUAUCUUAAUUGUAGUGGAAAACAAACAUUUUUAAAUUAUUUUAUGUCAUUAGUAAAUUUAAAAAAAUAUAGACAAUAUAACAAUAAGAAUAUUAACUGUAGUAAUAAAUAUGAUAAAUCAUUUGACAAAUCAUUAAAAGAACAUUUUAUAAAUAAUUCUGCUGUUGAAUUUUCUUCGGAUGAUGAUUCAUAUUCUAGUGAAACAAGUAGUGAGUAUAUUUUGGCAGGAUCAUGUAAUAAUAAAAAAUAUUCGAAAUCUGAAAAUCAUGGAAACUAUAUUGAUAGCAAUUAUGGCAAUCGUUAUGAUAAUAAUCUAAUAGACGUUAUAAAUAAUAUAGGAAAUAAUAAUAUGAUAAAUAGUUCAAAUAAUUUAUCUUUUUCUGAUGAAAAAGAUUUAAAAGAGAAAUUAUGUAAUUGGAUAUAUUUAUUUUUAGGACUAAGUUUAAAUGUCGAAAAAUAUAGUAACCAUUUAUAUGCUGAGUCUAUUAAUUCUUUUAUUAAUAGCUAUUAUUUAAUAAAUAAUGCAUUUGAUGUUAAUAAUAUAAAGAAUGAAAAAAACCAAGGAAUUACUGGUAUAAUAAAUGAAUUGUCAAUAACUAUAGGCACAUUAUUUUACUGCUAUACAAAAUAUAAAAACACUUAUUGUAAUAAAAUGGAAAAUUUUUCUGAAGAAAAACUAAAUAUAAAAAACUUUGAAAAAUAUUUAUAUUCUUGUGAUUGUAGUGUGCAUAAAACUUAUCAAUUUUUAUAUAAUUAUUCUAAUAGCAAAAAAAAUGAAAGCCAUAACAUGAUUUUUAUGGGUAUUGAAGGAAUAAUAGUGGGCUUUUUCAUUUUAGUAGAUGAUAUUAAACCGCAAGCAUUUGAUUUAAUUAAUCAUUUAAAAGAAGCGAAAAAACAAAUUUAUGUAUGCACAGGUGAUAAUUAUACUAAUGCUAUAUAUAUUUCAAAAAUAUUGGGAAUACCAAAAAGUAAUGUCUCUUCAAAUACUUUACCUAUGGAGAAGGCUCAAUUUGUUAAGAAAAUACAGGCUUUGAACGAUGGAAAAGUAUGUAUUAUUGGAGACGGUAUAAAUGAUUGUUUUGCCCUGAAAACUGCUGAUUUAGGAUUAUCAUUAUGCACACGAUCAAAUAUUGUAAUGGACAGUGCUGAUGGAUGUAUUGUUGAUAAUGAUAUAAGUGCUAUAAUAAAAUUAAUUGAAAUAAGCAAAAAAACCAUACUAGUUAUAAAAUUUAAUUUUCUAUUUUCUUUCUUUAUUAAUAUAUUUUUUAUUUUAUUGGCAAGUGGAGCUUUUUAUGCCUUAGAUUUUGUAUUUUCUCCUUUCCAUUUCACAUUCCUAAUGUUUUGUAGUUCAAUUAUUGUGAUAUUAUCGUCCCUAUCCUUGAAGUUGAUUCUGAAAAAUGUAUGA